AUGGACGAGGGCGCGUUCGACGAGUCUAUGAUGUUCAACGAAUACCACCACCAGACCAAGCCAGGGUCGCCGCCCGCGCACCACCAGCACCAGCCGCUGUUGGCGUUCCAACAGCCGGGUGACAUGAUGGGAUACGCGCUGCCCGUGCCCGACCACAUGGACUUGCAGCACCAUCAUCACCAUCACCACCACCAGCUCCAGGACAUGGACAUGCAUAGGCACCAUCACGGCGUCCAGGAUCAAAUGCAGCAGCAGGACAGGCAGGUACAGAUUGGCGAUCCGCAGGACAUGUUUCAGAUGCCUGUCACGUCCACCGUUCAGGUGCAGCCGGCCGACAUCGUCGUCAACGCCAACGGCCAGAAACACGCCAUCAAGUUGGAAAUGGACUCGAACCCGUUGCCGACCACCGGUCAACAGUCUUCAGGACUACCGGCUGAUCAACCGACGCCAAAGAAAUCUAGUUCUAAAUCGAAAAACACCGACAACAACGGUACGAAGAAGAAAAAGACGAGGACAACGUUCACGUCUCAUCAAUUGGAAGAGUUGGAACGAGCGUUCGAGAGAGCUCCAUACCCUGACGUGUUCGCCAGAGAAGAAUUGGCUUUGAACCUUAAGCUUAGCGAGUCUAGGGUUCAAGUAUGGUUCCAAAACCGGAGGGCUAAGUGGCGAAAGAGGGAGCCACCCAGGAAAACCGUUUACUUGACCAAUUCCGUUUUCCCGUCCGGAUCUCCGGGAUCGUCGGUGAGCUCGACGUCGUUCACCACUCUGACGACGUUCGGUGGUAACGUGUCGCCGUCGUUGGGCACGUGUUCGCCGGUCACGCUCAGCGGCUCGGAGCCCUGGGGCUAUGGUGCCGCCGGUUACGGGGACCUCGCACACCUGAACCUGCUCAACAGCAACGGGUCGUCGCCGUUCGCGCAGAACGCGUUCCACGGCAGCGGCAGCAACAACAACAACAACAACAACAACUUCGGCGGCACGCCGUACGCCGUCCAGCCACAAGACAGCCCGGGCCUGUUCUCGGCCAGCAUGCAGUGUCUGGCCCGGCAGGACAUGAUGGGUCCUUUGGACCAAUCGCCGCCCGACCGCGACUAUCACGGGCAUCAGCUCAACAAGCACGUGGUCGACUCGUACGUGAUGAGCCAGGACAUGGCAGGACUCCUGCAGCCGGACGCCGAGUGCGACAUCGUCGGGACCAUGGGAUACGAAGUCCAGGAUCACCAGCAGCAUCAGCAUCAGCAUCAACAGCAACAGCAACAGCAGCAGCAGCAGCAGAUAGACGAAGACGGGGAAGAGGAGACUGCGAUAAAAGUCGAGCCACCGUUCACGCCACUUCCACCUUUCAUCAACUGA
Molecule: messenger RNA, 1353 nt
Organism: Macrosiphum euphorbiae (potato aphid)
Lineage: Eukaryota; Metazoa; Arthropoda; Insecta; Hemiptera; Aphididae
Source: the annotation of a GenBank genome assembly